AUGUCUAAAUUAUCAGUAAAUCCAAACUUGAAAACACAUUACAAUGAACAAGAGGACAAUAUGAUUGAAUUAUCUCCAGUAAAAUCAUUACGUCCUCAAAAAACUUCAACAAGCUCAUUUAAUAUAGAUAUAGAUGAUUUAAAUGAACUUCAAGAUCCAAAAUCCAUCAAGUUUUUCCAAAAAUUAUUCAAAAAUGAUUCUACAAAUUUUUAUCAAGCUUUAAAAUCAAGUCCAAAAACUGGGUUAGACUCUUCAUUACCAGACUUAGAUGAUAGAACUAAACAUUUUGGUAUAAAUCAAUUACCAGAAAAGAAACCAAAAUCCUUUUUCGAGUUGGCUUGGGAAGCUUUACACGAUAAAGUGUUGAUAUUGUUAUCUGUUGCCGCUGUGGUUUCAUUUGCAUUAGGUUUAUAUGAAACAUUUGGCCAACCUCCAGAAUAUGACCCUGAAGGUAAUGAAAUACCAAAAGUUGAAUGGGUUGAAGGUGUGGCAAUCAUAAUUGCAGUUUUGAUUGUGGUUCUAGUUGGUGCUGCUAAUGAUUACCAAAAGGAAUUACAAUUUGCCAAAUUGAAUAAUAAGAAGGAUAAUCGUGAAAUCACAAUUAUCCGUAGCGGUUAUGAACAAGUGAUUUCAAUUUUUGAUUUAUUAGUUGGUGAUAUUUUAACUUUACAAACUGGUGAUAUAAUGCCUGCAGAUGCUGUUUUGAUCCAAGGAAAUUGUGAAUGUGAUGAAAGUGCUUUAACUGGUGAAUCUCAUACUAUUCAUAAAUUGGCAAUUGAUCGUGCUCUGAAAAUCUAUGAUGAGAAAUUCCCAAAUCAUGAUGUUGAUAUUGGUACAAAAGGUGUUCCUGAUCCUUAUUUAAUUUCUGGGUCAAGAUUAUUAGAAGGUGUUGGUAAGGCAAUGGUUACUGCCGUGGGACCAAAUUCUAUUCAUGGUCGUACUAUGGAAUCAUUAAAAAUUGAACCUGAAGUUACUCCUUUACAAGCUCGCUUGAACAAUUUGGCUGAUGGUAUAACCAAAUAUGGUUUAUUAGCUGCUUUGAUUUUAUUUAUUGUUGUUUUUUGCAGAUUCUUGGCUGAUUUGCCUGAAGGGAAACCUUAUAAUGAUUUGACACCUGCUCAAAAAGGUUCAAAAUUCUUAGAUAUUGUCAUUACUGCAAUCACAAUUGUUGUUGUUGCUGUUCCUGAAGGUUUACCAUUAGCUGUAACGUUAGCUUUAGCAUUUGCCACAACCAGAAUGGCUAAAGAUGCAAAUCUUGUUAGAGUUUUAAGAGCUUGUGAAAUCAUGGGUAAUGCAACUGCUGUUUGUUCUGAUAAAACUGGUACUUUGACUGAGAAUAGAAUGAAGGUUGUGAAUGGUAAUGUUUCAGGAUUAGAAUUUGAUGAUAAUGCUCAUUCUACUAUUUCGAAAUCAAGUGAAUUGAAAUUAUCAAAAGAUUUAAAAUUGGCACUUUUAACCAAUAUUUCAUUAAAUUCAACAUCUUUUGAAAACAAAGAACAAGAUAGUAAUGAAAAUCCAUUCAUGAUUCCAAAGAAAAGACAUUGGUGGUCUAAAAAAACUAAAAAACCAUCAAUUUUACAAGAUAGUAUGAUUCAUGAACCUUACCUUGGAAGUAAAACUGAAACUGCAUUAUUAUCAUUAGCUGAUAGAUCAUUAGGGAUGAGAAAUGAAUCAAAUUUAACCAAUUUAAGAAAUGAUCCAACUUUAUUAGGUAUUGAAUCUAUUGUUCAAGUUAUACAAUUUGAAAGUUCAAGAAAAUGGGGUGGUAUUGUUGUUAAAUUCACAAAUUCCAACAAAUAUAGAUUUUAUGUUAAAGGUGCAGCUGAAUUAGUAUUUGGAAGAUGUGGGUUCAAAUAUGAUGAAAAUUCUUCAAUUGUUAAAAUUGAUAAAGAUUCUCAAGAUGAACUAUAUUCAAAGAUUAAUUCUUAUGCAGAAAUGGCACUUAGAACAAUUUCAUUAGCUCAUAAAGAUUUUGAAAUAGAAUCAUCAUGGCCUCCAAAAUUUUUACAAUCUGAAAAAGAUCCAUCAGAAGCUGAUCCUGAAUUAUUACUAGGUGAUGUUAUAGAAUUCCCAUUAUCCAAUUCAUCAUCAGUUCCAAAUAUUGUUAUAAAUAAUUCAGAUGAAGAUUUUGGUUUAGUUUUAGAUGGUAUUGUUGGUAUUAAAGAUCCACUACGUCCAGGUGUUAAAGAUGCAGUGGAACAAUGCCAAAGAGCUGGUGUUACAGUUCGUAUGGUUACAGGUGAUAAUAUAACUACAGCUAGAGCUAUUAGUUUGAGUUGUGGUAUUUUAACUGAAGAUUCAAUUAAUGAUAAGAUGGCUUGUAUGGAGGGCCCAAUUUUCAGAAAAUUAUCUAAAAAGGAAAGAUUUAAAAUUGUACCAAAUUUAAAAGUUUUAGCAAGAUCAUCACCUGAAGAUAAAAGAAUUUUAGUGGAAACUUUGAAAAAACAAGGUGAAGUUGUUGCAGUUACUGGUGAUGGUACAAAUGAUGCACCAGCUUUAAAAUUAGCAGAUGUUGGGUUUUCAAUGGGUAUUUCAGGUACUGAAGUGGCAAGAGAAGCUUCUGAUAUUAUUUUAAUGACUGAUGAUUUUGCAGCAAUUGUUAAUGCUAUUAAAUGGGGGAGAUGUGUUUCGAUUUCUAUUAAAAAAUUUAUUCAAUUUCAAUUAACUGUUAAUAUUACUGCUGUUGUGCUGACAUUUGUUUCUGCUGUUGCAUCAAGUGAAGGUAAAUCUGUUUUAACAGCUGUGCAAUUAUUAUGGGUUAAUUUAAUUAUGGAUACGUUAGCUGCAUUAGCAUUAGCUACAGAUAAACCAGAUGCUAAUAUAUUGGAUAGGAAACCUGAUGGACGUAAACAACCAUUAAUUGCAGUUUCCACAUGGAAGAUGAUUAUUGGACAAAGUUUAUUACAACUGAUUAUAACAUUAACUUUACAUUUUGCUGGUGCACAAAUUUUUUUCCCAAAUCAAGAUAUAACAACUCAUCAACAAACAGAAUUGGAUGCAUUAACUUUUAAUACAUUUGUUUGGUUACAAUUUUUCAAAUUAUGGGUUACAAGGAAAUUAGGUGAAGGUGAUGGAAUUUCUAAUGUUCGUGAUCGUAUAUCAAUGCAAAAUUUAAAUUUUUUCCAAGAUUUAUUUAGAAAUUGGUAUUUUUUAGCAAUUGCAGGAUUAAUUGGUGGUGUUCAAGUUAUGAUUAUGUUUGUUGGGGGUACUGCAUUUUCAGUUGUUAGACAAAGUGGAGCAAUGUGGGGCACUGCAAUUAUUUGUGGGAUGUUAUCAUUACCAUGGGGUGUUGUUAUUAGAAUUAUACCAGAUGAAUGGGUUAUUAAAAUUUUCCCAACUCGUGCAUUUAAAAAAUUUGAAUAUAUUGCAAGUUUUAAAUGGAUGAAAUUUUGGGGUGGUAAAAAAAACAAUAGAAAAAUUAAAUUACAUGAUGAUGAAGAAGAUGAUCCAUUAUUUUAUGCAAAUGUUCCAACAUUCCAAAAAAUUAAUAAAGAUAUCUUGUAUGUUAAAGAUCAUGAUGGUUCAAAUGAAUUAAACCCAAUAAACAUUUAUCAAAAAUGGAGAAGAUCAAGAUCAAAUUCAUCAAUUGAUAACACUUCAGAUGAUUCUACAAUGGUUGAUAGUUAUCAUACAAUAUCUGCAUUAACUAUGGUCCCUACAGUUGUUGGUGGUGCGGUUGCUGGAUGGUCACCAUUAGCUUCAGGUUCAAAGAAUAAUUCAAUGGAACAUCCAUGAUUGACAGUAUCCUAUUUUUUUGUUUUAUGAUAUGUAUUAUAUAUGAUUUUUGAUUUCGUACAGCUUGCAAUUUAUUUAAUUUUUAAGAAAUGAACAUUAUUUUGAAUAAACUUAUUGAUUCCUUUCUGUACAUAUUAUACACCCUUUUUAAUUUAAAACCUGUUUAAACAAUUCAUCAUCUUCAUAAUCAUCAAUUUUUUUACCAUUUAAAUAAUCUUGUUUUGAUUUUGAAAUUUUUUUAACAAAAUCAUU
Hansenula anomala is the source of this 3987-nucleotide messenger RNA. It is a transcript of the gene PMC1, whose product is annotated as calcium-transporting ATPase PMC1. Gene Ontology annotation, molecular function: P-type calcium transporter activity; ATP hydrolysis activity; ATP binding. Bases 1 to 3735 code for a protein of 1244 amino acids. Gene Ontology annotation, cellular component: intracellular membrane-bounded organelle; membrane. Lineage: Eukaryota; Fungi; Ascomycota; Saccharomycetes; Phaffomycetales; Wickerhamomycetaceae. The record is from RefSeq and is a predicted model, not a curated record. Gene Ontology annotation, biological process: calcium ion transmembrane transport; intracellular calcium ion homeostasis. The transcript has 2 exons.